GUAUGCACUUCUUGGGUGGUUAUGGUACAUGUUGCGAGAUCCCAUGAAGAAGACUUGAGUGUUAAUCCGGCUCCCUCUCCCUCGUCUAUCUAAUCGAUGCAUCUUAAACUGAGCUCGAUUGUACAUGCCUGGGUAAAACGAUCAUAUCGCAGCCAUGGCUACCCAUGUUAGCGAGCUGGAAGUUGCAAAGAAGAAUUUGACCGAUGCUAUAGGUGAUAACGUGAAGCAGUACUGGGCCAACCUCAAGUUAUGGUUCAAACAGAAGAUAAGCAAGGACGAGUUUGAUGCUGAGGCUCGCCGGCUUCUGGGUCAAGACAACGUGCAUGUUCACAAUGACUUUCUGCUGGCUAUUCUUACCCGCUGCCAGAUCAUAGUUUCUGCACCAGAGGGCCCCGGUUCUUUACCAUGGCAAGGCGGCUCUGCAUCUAAGCCUGGCAAACCCAACCGAAAGAAGAAAUUCCCAUCUGUUAGACAGAAAUUUGAUCACCGGUUCCAGCCCCAGAACCCCCUGAGCGCGGCGCAGCCCUUCAGCCCACGGGAGCUGAGCCCGGGCGAGGAUGAGGAGCUGCGUCUGAGUGCCCAUACCCUGCUGCUGCCAACCCGCGGCCAGCUGGAGGCACGUAUGAUGGUGACGGCCUUCGAGCUCGGCCUGGACAACGUCACGGAGGAUGCAGUGGGCAUGCUCGUCUGCGCCGUGGAGGUUCACCUGAAAGAUGUGCUGACUGCGGUGAUCUCGCGGCGCAAAGCCUACCGUCUGCGUGACGGCCACUUCCCCUACGCCUUCGGGAGCGACGUCACCCCUCAGCCCUACCUGAAGAACAGCGUGGCGGCGUAUCACAGCGUCACAGAGUGCCCCCCUCCUAGUGCCUCCCUCCCUGCAGGCCCGCCCCCCCAGGUGUCCCCUGACGAAGCCGAGCAGCAGGCGGCCCUUCUGCUGGCAUGUUCUGGGGGCUCCCUGCCCCCCCCACUGCCGCCCAUUAACAUGGCUGAUCUACUGGAGGCCCUGCUGGUGCAUCGCGCUGUGGUGCCGUCCCACACGGUUUACGCCCUCAGCAUGGAGCGCAUCCUAGCACAGCUCUGGCACCCCAGCCACGAGGAGCUGGAGCAGGACCAGGUGCACCGACGCCGCCUGGCCGGCCAGGAGGGCCUGCUCAUUUACUGACCGCCGCUACCACCACUCGGGUACAGAACUGUACCUUGUCUGACAGCUAGAUGGCGAUGUUGCGUCGCUGACAGUCUUAAAGCCACAGGAGAUGUGGAUGACAGGUGCAAGAUGGAUCUGAUCUGCUCGUUCUCCUUUGUGUUGGAGGAGAAUGUGAAGAGGAACGUGGCUGGAUAAUCCAGGACUACAGGGACCCACACCAUCAGGGGAUUAGCACGAUCAGGACGUUGACAUUUUGUCGAGGAAUUUUGUACAUGUACAUAUUAAAAUGCUUGGUGCAGGAUUUGGUCAUAUUUGUUCAUACUUGACUAUGUGUGGAGUGCUUUUCUCAUGCCCUCCAUCAUUAUCACCCUCCUUCGAAAGUGUGAACUGUAAGACUCCAUUGUCUUCAUUCAUAGAGUUUAUUUUUUUAUUUUAUAAAUGCCACAGAGGACAUGAGCUGAGGAAAAAAUGACUGAUUCAUGUUGCUGUGAUGGGUUGUGCCUGAUUUAACGUAUUUCAUUGCACUGCAAAUGGAUUAAUAAGACAAUUUGUGAGAGCAGCACGGGAAUGUUAUACGGGUAAUGGGGGAAUUGUCAGUCAUUCUGGGCUUUUGCAAAUAAAAAGUAGUUUGUUUAA
Brienomyrus brachyistius is the source of this 1780-nucleotide messenger RNA. It is a transcript of the gene tada1, whose product is annotated as transcriptional adaptor 1. Gene Ontology annotation, molecular function: transcription coactivator activity. Lineage: Eukaryota; Metazoa; Chordata; Actinopteri; Osteoglossiformes; Mormyridae. The record is from RefSeq and is a predicted model, not a curated record. Gene Ontology annotation, biological process: regulation of transcription by RNA polymerase II. Gene Ontology annotation, cellular component: SAGA complex. The transcript is spliced from 8 exons. The coding region runs from base 155 to 1162 and encodes 335 amino acids.